UCAGACGCAGCCUAUCAAGGAAAGAGCGAGGAAGACGGAGAAAGAGAAGGGGCAAGUGGAACUAAACCGGUUGCCGUCAGAAAAAGUGCAGAGACAGGGCGAAACCCUUUGCACGGGCGGAAGGACGGGCGGAUCUCCUGUUACAUUAUUGUAGAUAACGCAGGUUAUUCGAAACAGUUACCACUGGACGACCAUGAAUAAUAGUAAGAGGACUGUUAUAGUGACAGGUUUUGGGCCCUUUGGAGAACACUCUAUCAAUGCCAGCUGGGUGGCAGUACAGGAACUGAAAAAACUGGGGCUGGGCCAUGAUGUGGACCUGCACGUGUACGAGGUGCCUGUAGAGUACCAGACCGUCCAGAGCCUGGUGCCAUCGCUAUGGAAACAGUACCAUCCACAGUUGGUGGUGCACGUAGGGUUGUCAGGGAUGGCAACCACCGUCACCUUGGAGAAGUGUGGCCGCAACCACGGUUACAAAGGCCUGGACAACUGCAGCUUCUCCCCCGACACUCAGUGCUGCAUCGACGGGGGACCUGACUGCAUCGACUCCAUUAUCGACAUGGACUCUGUGUGCAAGAGGGUGACUGCCGCAGGUCUAGGGGUGGCUGUUUCUGUGUCCAAGGAUGCUGGCCGGUACCUGUGUGACUACACCUACUACACGUCACUGUACCUGAGCCGCGGACGCUCGGCCUUCGUGCACGUGCCCCCGCUGGGGAAGCCGUAUAGCGCCGAGGACCUGGGCCGGGCUCUGCAGGCCAUUGUCCACGAGAUGCUGGACCUGCUGGACCAGGCCGAGAACAAGAUCCACUGCCAGCACUGACGCUAAGCCACCUGCAGCCACCACACAGCAAAAGCCAGCUCCCAGACAGACCCACCCCUGGCCCCCCAAGAGGGAUUGUACUUAAACACAACCAGCCAGACAGAGCUGAUGACUCCCUCCCUCAGGCUCACCCCACCCCCUCCCCCCACACACACACACCUCACCGUCCACACAUUCCCAAACAACCCCUCUGAGAGAGAGGACCAAUAGGGUUGGAGGACUGGAGUGAGAGAGGGAGGGAGCGAUGGGAGAGAUUCAGUUUGGUGCGAACGUGCCCGUCGGUGAUGAGCGAGGAUGCCGCACGGGAGGGGAUGGUUAGACCAGCGGGUACCACAGGAUGGAGAACAGUUGGAACUCGCGGCAGCAUGGUGGACAGGAGGCCCAGUAGUAUAUCUGGCGAGAGUGCAGUUGGAGGGACGUCAGUGUGUCAGCAUGGUACAGUAACACACUUAUCACAGAUUCAGGCCCCUCUGAGUCCUCCCAUUAUUAUUCAACCUACAAACCCAAUCUUAUUUAUUUCUCUGUCAUUCUUCAAAUUAUUAUCUCAUUUAUUUACCAGCAUUUUCAUUUUUUGUCUCAUUGAACAGUUUUAUCUUCGAUAAUUAAAAAAAAAAUCAUUUAUUGAAGCCACAAAUAUAAGGUGCCAAUAGAAUUAUUGUGGAAAUACAGUUAACUGUGAUAUAUUGUACGCUCAGAUUUGCUGACUUGGUUUUUAAUGAGAUUUGGAUUCAGUGUGGACAUGUUCAUUUCCCACCUGUGGAAACAUUUUAAAGUGGAGGGUAAUAGUGAAAGCUCACUACUUUCAGGCCUACGGUGCUCCAAAUUUAUUUUAAAAAAUUCAGAGAACAAGCAAAGUAUCUUAAUAUUAAAUACUGCAUCUAAAGCCUUUCAACCCUUAACUUCUUUUAUUUUGGCUAAAACCAUGACUGGUUUUGUGAACCCAAGUCCUUUUCUUGAUACAAAUAGUUGAUGUGCUUUUAAUGUGAAACCCUAACUUCUGCUGUUUUACAUAAGGAAUACUGAUACUUCUGACAUUCUUUUUUUCUUUAUAAGAAGCUAUGCUGUACCUUCUGUUGCUAAGGUUAUUUAUGUCAUGUCGCUGGUUUGCUCUUUUUGUUUAUCGUCUUCUUGAUGACCGUUUAGGCUACACAGAGCAUUUAUUUUUAACCACCAUAAUGAAUUUUGUUUGUGUGUGUCAUCACAGUUGUGAAUGCUUGUGUCCUAUACAAAUUUUAUCACGGCUCAGCUUCCAGUAUUAUAAGAUGUACUGUAGAUAUACUGUAUGGCCUUUAUUCUGGAUUCUUCCUGUGAUGUUUCUCAAAUUUUGGAUGACUGUGAGUCAUAAAUAUGCCUGAUUUUAAUACACUCAGAAAAUGCGAUACUGUAUGCAGCAAUGUUCAUUUACAAUAAUCCAGACAUGCUUUUUUCAGUGUCUUUCUGGAUUCAAUUUUUGUUUUACUGUGAAUGUGAAGUUUAAAAUAUUCAACCUAAUUUGGUUGUUUUUAUCUUCAGUGUUGAGAAGAGUCACUUGGACUUGCAAAAUGAUUUAAUUUAAUUUAAUUGUUUUCCUUUUCCUUUAAUGGGAGAAAUUGGAUGUGAAUUGUGAUUUCAUGCAAGAACUAGUAUGUUUACACACAUGGAGCUAACAUACUCAAUUAUUGUCUGUUGCCUACUAGUUCUUUUCAGAAGGGUCAUAGUCCUUUCCAUAGAGUAUGUAACUAUUAUUUUCAUGAUCACAGUGCACCGGGGGCAAAGCUGUGUCAUAUUUAUGCACUUCAAAAUUCCUGAUUAUACUUGUAUACUGUACGAAUAUAUUCAAAUGUUUUCUUUCAUUGGAGUUCUAUACCACCCUCUAGUGGUGCAUGUGUAUAACACCCUGUAAACCACAUAUUUCAGCUGUCUGGAUUAUUCUGAUCUAUUCAAAUCAGUUUCAAACGUGUUAUCUAUUUCAGAGUUUUAGCUUUUAAGUAAGGGUUUUAACUUUAAUACCUUAUCAAUUGUUUGGAACAUCGCAGAUUUAUCUCAGCAUAAAAUGCUCUAUUUCAUCUUGGUUUCUGGUGAGUUGACAUGAAAUAAGCCUGCUCAUUCAGCUCCAUUGGCCAACACUGACACAAAAGACUCCUCUAAAAAGUUUUUAGUUAUUGUCUCUCAUAGCAGGAGCCUGUUUGUCCUGACAUUUCUGUUCCCAAGCAGCAGCAUUUCCACAUUGAUGAGAAAUAGACUCAGUCAGUGACUGAAUCUGGAACUGAGGUGUUUAAUGAAAAAUCAAAAUGACACCGAGUUAUACAGUGACUAAAAGGUCAUUUUGAGUAAAUUACUAGUCAUUUUCAUUAUGCCUGUCACCCUUGAAAUUAUAAUUGUGUUAUGAAUUUAGCUAUUGGUGGCAUCAAGGAGCAAAUACAGAAAACUGAUAUAUUCAGUGUUCAAAAAGGCAUAUUUAUUUCUUGCAAGUUUCUAAAUGUAAACUGACCAUCCGGUUACGAUAAAUGUGGUGCCUUUUAAACCAAAUUACAUAAUUGGAAAGGGCUUUGUAAAUCAUCGUAGAUAAAUAUUUCUCUGAAAAAAAUACUCUUGUUAAUCUGUCAAGUAUCUACAACCUAAGCCCCAAUAUAUGCUCUUUCCAAAAUUAAUGGUUUUACAUUGAGGAAAAAAUGUAAAAUGUAUACCUACCUCUUCUAUUGUUCCCUUAUUCUAAAUGUGAUUGUUGUUUAUUUUUGUGGUAAACCAUAUAUAAUUAUGACACCUAGAUUUAUAUCAAAGUCCUCUGUACAGGAAAUAUAUUUUCCCAUAAAUAUUUGGUAUAAGGCUUUUAAGCUGAACCAUGUCUUUGUAACUUUGUAAAUGACAAUGAUCUUGUCAUUGAAAAUGGCUGUACCGGCCAAAAAUUUCAAAAUGUUUUAAAAUAAAAAAGAUGAA
Messenger RNA from Anguilla anguilla (European eel), 3733 nucleotides. It is a transcript of the gene pgpep1, whose product is annotated as pyroglutamyl-peptidase I. Bases 194 to 817 code for a protein of 207 amino acids. Gene Ontology annotation, molecular function: pyroglutamyl-peptidase activity. The transcript has 5 exons. The record is from RefSeq and is a predicted model, not a curated record. Gene Ontology annotation, cellular component: cytosol. NCBI's taxonomy places the organism in Eukaryota, Metazoa, Chordata, Actinopteri, Anguilliformes, Anguillidae. Gene Ontology annotation, biological process: proteolysis.